Fonsecaea erecta is the source of this 984-nucleotide messenger RNA. RefSeq lists its product as hypothetical. The record is from RefSeq and is a predicted model, not a curated record. Gene Ontology annotation, molecular function: molybdenum ion binding; catalytic activity; pyridoxal phosphate binding. NCBI's taxonomy places the organism in Eukaryota, Fungi, Ascomycota, Eurotiomycetes, Chaetothyriales, Herpotrichiellaceae. The coding region runs from base 1 to 984 and encodes 327 amino acids. The transcript is spliced from 3 exons.
AUGUCCUUGAGCACCCCGUUGACCAUCCAACAGCUCUUCAUCUAUCCCGUCAAGUCUCUUCCGCCGGUCCAGGUGUCGUCGGUGGAGCUUACCAACGAGGGGCUGCGCUUUGACCGAUGUUUCGUCUUGGUGAAUCCUCCCAAGGACGGCUCACGGUUGGCCAAGUUCCUCACGAUCAAAAAGCAAUUCAAGCUCGCCCUCUUUAAGCCGACAAUAGAUGACAGCUGGACGAAGCUGACAAUCCACCACACACGAGCCACUCCUCCCUCCUCAGUUACCGUGCCACUAACUCCCUCGCCACUGUCUCUGCUCGCGAAUAAGACGUUCGAAGUCAGCAUCUUUGGCACCACCGCCAUAGGCAUUGACCUGGGGGACGAGCCGGCAGCUUUCUUUUCCAAACACCUUGACCAGGAAGUCCGUCUCUUGUCGAUAGGAGGAACCGGCCGUCGGGACAUCCCUGGCGCAGCAUAUAUCCCCAGCCAACGCAGUGCCCUGUCGUUGGCUCUCCAAGAAGGCCUGCAACCUCAGCGCAUCCGAUUUGCCGAUGCUGCUCCAUUACUUAUUACCUCGACGGCGUCUGAGCAAGAUGCCCGCUCGCGUCUUCCCCCCGAGUAUCAGUACGAGGACGUGAUACUGCGCUUCCGACCCAAUAUUCACGUGGACGUCCAGGGUCAACUCCCAGCCUAUGACGAGGACAAUUGGUCGUCGCUCUUGGUUCGAUCGCAGUCGGACGAGGCACAGGAAGUCACCAUCAAGUGCAUCUUCAGGACAGUCCGCUGUCUCAGCUUGAACGCAGACCCUGACACCGGGGAGAUGAUUCAACGAGAUCGACAGCUGUAUGGAUUACUGGCCAGCGAUAGGAGGGUCAACGACAAGUUUCCUCAUAAACCUGUCUUUGGUCAAUAUGCCUUUGCAGGUCCUUCCGGUGCCAUCUUGCGCACUGGGGAUACCGUCUAUGUGACCGAAAGAAAUCAACGAAGCUAG